Messenger RNA from Prunus mume (Japanese apricot), 1635 nucleotides. Its product is annotated as transcription factor-like protein DPB. Gene Ontology annotation, biological process: regulation of cell cycle; regulation of transcription by RNA polymerase II. NCBI's taxonomy places the organism in Eukaryota, Viridiplantae, Streptophyta, Magnoliopsida, Rosales, Rosaceae. Gene Ontology annotation, molecular function: DNA-binding transcription factor activity, RNA polymerase II-specific; RNA polymerase II transcription regulatory region sequence-specific DNA binding. Gene Ontology annotation, cellular component: transcription regulator complex; nucleus. The record is from RefSeq and is a predicted model, not a curated record.
GUGGUUUGGCGAGCUUUAGGGGUAUCUUUGGACUGGGACUGAUUGAAGAAUUCACUUUCUUCUUCCUUCUUCUUGUUGUGAACUUGUAAAGAGGUUUGAACAAGGAUCAAGAGAAACAGGCAAAAACUGCAAAGACUCUCAGUUGAGCUGAAUUCAAUCAACUCCAAGAAUCAAUUUGAAGCAAAAAGAUUGAUUUGGUCCCCUACACAAUACAGGUUAAGACAGAUUGUUACAGAUUGUGGUGCGAUAGGAAUUAGGAUGGGGACAAGGUCCCAGCAACCGAGCCGAGAGCGAGCAGACGUCGACGACGACAUGGCGGGUCAGUCGGUGUCGAUGAGCGGCAGCGUGGGCUCGCCCUCCAGCCGCAGUGAGCAGACCAUGGCCACACCCGCCGGCGACACCAAUUUUCUCAGGUUGAACCAUCCCGACGUUCACGGCGACGAUGCUGGCUCCCAAGGCGCCGUUGGUAGCAAGAAGAAAAAGAGAGGCCAACGGGCUGUAGCAGGCGAUAAGAGUGGAAGAGGACUACGCCAAUUUAGCAUGAAAGUGUGUGAGAAAGUGGAGAGCAAGGGAAGAACCACUUAUAAUGAGGUUGCGGAUGAACUUGUAGCAGAGUUCGCUGACCCUAGCAAUGGUGUUACAUCCCCUGAUCAGCAACAAUAUGACGAGAAAAACAUCAGGCGAAGAGUAUAUGAUGCCCUGAAUGUUCUUAUGGCAAUGGAUAUUAUAUCCAAAGAUAAAAAAGAAAUACAAUGGAAGGGUUUGCCUCGUACAAGCCUGAAUGAUAUUGAAGAACUGAAGACUGAGCGCCUGGGACUGAGGAAUAGGAUUGAAAAGAAAGCGUCAUAUCUGCAAGAGCUGGAGGAACAAUACGUAGGCCUUCAAAACCUGAUACAACGGAAUGAGCAAUUAUACCACUCUGGAGAUGCGCUCAGCGGGGGUGUGGCUUUACCUUUCAUUCUUGUGCAGACUCGCCCUCAUGCAACUGUUGAGGUGGAAAUAUCAGAAGAUAUGCAGCUGGUGCAUUUUGACUUCAAUAGCACCCCAUUUGAGCUCCAUGAUGACAAUUAUGUUUUGAAGGCAAUGAAAUUUUGUGAAAGGCCACAGGCUGAUGACGGGACACAAAAUUUAACUGCAGAUGGAGGGGAAGGUUGUAGCAUGUCCAGCAUGUAUCAGCCACAGAUCUCUCUUCCUUCGAUGUUAAACACACCAGUUAGGCCUCCCACCUCGCCGCCUAUUCCCGGAAUACUAAAAGCACGUGUGAAGCAUGAGCACCAUGGACAAUAAUGUUAGCGUCUGUAUAUUGUGGAGAGUAGUUUGCCGGAAGUUAAUAGGUCCCUCACCUCAUGUUUACCGUCCGUCGUUAGAUAUUGUCGUAAGUUGGAUGUAGUUUAGGUUAUAAGCACAUGAGUCUUGUUGGUUGCUUUGAUACUUGGGGGAGGAGGUUGGCUAUGACAAAUGUUUUGCUGUGCAUGUCCAAUGUGUGCUAUUGUAAUUUUCAUCCCAAUUCUUUUUUUGAUUUUUCGGUUUUUAGGGGCCUCCGUUGUAGUAGAAAUCAAAGUGGAUUAUGUAGUGUGAAGAGAAUUGUCCAACUACAAAUAGAAUCAUACAAUCAAUUCGACAGUUUCUUCUGUA